This is a messenger RNA of Darwinula stevensoni, 1858 nucleotides long. The record is from the annotation of a GenBank genome assembly. Lineage: Eukaryota; Metazoa; Arthropoda; Ostracoda; Podocopida; Darwinulidae.
AUGGAGGACUGGAGGACCGGAGGGCUGGAUGGCCUGGGAAGGAGGUCAGCGGGACGAAACUGUAGCAGCGGGGCUGGGUGUGUUCCCAGUCGCCUUCAUUCUUGUCGCGUCCGGCUGUGUCCUCCGUUUUCGGUCGUCCGGUUGUGUCCUCCUCCUCCGCAGCGGUCGAUCGUGUCUGGCCUCGUGAAGGGACGGGGAAGGGAUCGGGUGUCCUCAUGUCCCGGCGUUCGGGUGAACGGCCACAGUCGGGUGCGGAUGGGCGGCGGGGCCUUCCCGGAGUCCGGCUCUGUGGUCAGCUCGGACCUGGAGAGCACGAGCUUCGACUCGGACGAGGACGAUGGGUCUUCGCGCAUUACCACUACCACGGAGCGGAGCAGCCUGAAUCACCCGCAGCGGCUGCGGGUGCGGAGCCAGCCGGCGGGGCCGCGCCCGCGGCGACGGCACCACCCGCCGCACCACCGCGCCCAGCCGCCGCUGUCGCGGACGUCGUCGCUCUCGUCCGUCACGGACUCGACGAUGAGCCUCAACAUCAUCACGAUCACGCUGAACAAGGACGUGGUGGACUUCCUGGGGAUCUCGAUCAUCGGGGAGAGCAACCAGGGCGGGGACGGGGGCAUCUACGUCGGGUCCAUCAUGAAGGGCGGGGCGGUGGCGCUCGACGGCCGGAUCGAGCCGGGCGACAUGAUCCUUCAGGUCAACGACAUCAACUUUGAGAACAUGUCCAACGAUGAUGCCGUCCGGGUGCUCAGGGAGGCGACAAAGAAGCCCGGGCCGAUCAAGAUGGUGGUGGCGAAGUGCUGGGACCCGAACCCGAAGGGGUACUUCACGAUCCCCCGCACGGAGCCGGUGCGGCCCAUCGACCCGGGGGCGUGGGUGGCCCACACUGCCAUUUGCCGAGGGGAUGUGCCGGGGAGGCCGCCGUCGGUGACGACGCUCACGUCCACGUCUUCCUCCAUCAACUCCUCCCUUCCCGAGUCCGACAGGACGUACGAGGAGACGAAGCUGACGCUGAACUCGGACAUGGGGACGAUCGUGAGGGCGAUGGCCCACCCGGAGUCGGGGCUGGAGAUCCGGGACCGGAUGUGGCUCAAGAUCACGAUCCCGAACGCUUUCAUCGGUGCGGACGUGGUGGAGUGGCUGUACGCGCACGUGGAGGGGUUCGCGGACCGGCGUGAGGCGAGGAAGUACGCGGCGCAGAUGCUCAAGGCGGGGCUCAUUAAGCACACCGUCAACAAGAUCACCUUCUCGGAGCAGUGCUACUACAUCUUUGGGGAUCUGGUCUCGCAGAUGUCACACCUGAGACUGGCGGACGGAGAAGCGGAGACGUGCACGAGCGAGGUGGAUCGGGACACGGUGGGACCGCUUCCCCCGCCCUCCUGCCCCCAUCCCCAGUGGGUGGGGGGCAUGGGGGUGGUCCCGUUCCUGCCUCCGCCCCCGCGACCGGGACAGGCUCCCUCGGCGGUCUGUGAGUACGGGGUCGGUGGGAACCCGCCGUCCUAUGCCUAUGCGGUGGCACGGGAUCCAUCCGGUCGCAUCCCACCCGGCAUGCCGAGCGCGGGUCCCUCGAGUCGCGAUCGCAAGUCGGUCUCCCCGGGUGGAUCCGGGACCGGAAGCGACACGGAGUCUCGGCGGGACGGAGUGGGGAACGGGAGCAGUGCGUCGUCUGCAUCGGGUCAGAGCGCGUCGACGGUGACCUCGGGUCGUCUCCUGACCGACCCGACCUCGAGGGAAAUGUCGGCCAGUAAGCAAUCCUUCCACCUGGCCAUGGGGAACCCGGCCUCGGAGUUCUUUGUCGACAUCAUGUGAACGCAAUUGCAUGCAUUCUUCAGUAUUAUUAUCGUCGGAGGAGAAACGAGAC